AUGUUUCGAGCACAACCACAAGCCAUGUCUCAAGAAGGUUCAGCAUCGUCACCACCUCAGUCAAUUCGCCGUCAACCAGACAUCAAUGCAUACUCCGCCUCCUGGUCACGCCCUCUGAAGCAAUUUAGCCUCUUUUUCCUAGGUGCUGCCUUUACCGCGGCAUCUGUUGGGGUAUCUCGCCGGUCUGUGGUGCGUCGCCAGCGCGAUUCUUUCCCAAGGUUUUACACAUCCAACCGCCCUGGGCCCGAGGAUGGCAACAGUUCCGAAGGCGCUUUACUGGGACUUCACGCUCUUGGACUGGCAACGCUCAACGUUUCAAGCUUUGCGGUGCUCCUAACGGGAGGGCUAUCGUGGGCGUUUGAUUUAAGCUCUGUUGAUGAGCUGAGGACGAGGACGAAGGCUGCCCUGCAGAGACCAGGGGGUGAAGUCAGUCCGGAAGACGAGAAAGAAUUUGAACAGAUGAUUGACAAUCUGAUGGCGAAGUUGGGGAUGGAUAAAGUCUCAAACAAGGACGGAGAUGAUGGAAAUCAGAAAGACUCGGGAGAGAAGUGA
Messenger RNA from Trichoderma gamsii, 552 nucleotides. RefSeq lists its product as hypothetical. The record is from RefSeq and is a predicted model, not a curated record. Lineage: Eukaryota; Fungi; Ascomycota; Sordariomycetes; Hypocreales; Hypocreaceae. The coding region runs from base 1 to 552 and encodes 183 amino acids. Gene Ontology annotation, cellular component: mitochondrion. The transcript has a single exon.